AUGGCAGAGCCUUCGCUGCCCCUCUCCUUCCUCUGUCUCCUCGCCUUGUCCUCAGCCUGCUACAUCCAGAACUGCCCCCGGGGUGGCAAGCGGGCUCUGGCCGACACAGCCCUGCGACAGUGCAUGCCCUGCGGCCCCGGGAACAGAGGCAACUGCUUCGGCCCCGGCAUCUGCUGCGGCACGGAGCUGGGCUGCUACCUGGGCACGGCGGAGACGCGGCGCUGCGCCGAGGAAGACUACCUGCCCUCACCCUGCCAGGCUGGAGGGCAGCCCUGCGGCGCCGGGGGCCGCUGCGCCGCGCCCGGCAUCUGCUGCACUGCCGAAACCUGCGCCAUGGAUGCUGGCUGCCUGGACGAGGACAGCGAUGGGUCUCAGGAGACAGCGGAGAAGAACCUGACAGUGCUGGACGGCUCAGCUGGAGACCUGCUCCUCAAGCUGAUGCACCUGGCAAAUCGGCAGCAGCAGGGCAAGCAUCCUCUCCUCUGA
Indicator indicator is the source of this 486-nucleotide messenger RNA. RefSeq names its product vasotocin-neurophysin VT. Gene Ontology annotation, molecular function: neurohypophyseal hormone activity. The coding region runs from base 1 to 486 and encodes 161 amino acids. The record is from RefSeq and is a predicted model, not a curated record. Gene Ontology annotation, cellular component: secretory granule; extracellular region. The transcript is spliced from 3 exons. NCBI's taxonomy places the organism in Eukaryota, Metazoa, Chordata, Aves, Piciformes, Indicatoridae.